Messenger RNA from Ooceraea biroi (clonal raider ant), 1060 nucleotides. Its product is annotated as toll-interacting protein B. Gene Ontology annotation, biological process: ubiquitin-dependent protein catabolic process. Gene Ontology annotation, cellular component: cytoplasm. The record is from RefSeq and is a predicted model, not a curated record. Lineage: Eukaryota; Metazoa; Arthropoda; Insecta; Hymenoptera; Formicidae. Gene Ontology annotation, molecular function: ubiquitin conjugating enzyme binding; ubiquitin binding.
CUAAUGAAUUUUUGUUUGACGAAGUUAUUCGAGGAAAUCACAAUCGAGUUCUCUCGACAACACUCGAUUCGGGACGAGCAGUGUGAUUCAUAUUUGCAUCAUAUGUGAUUUGACGUGUUUGACAGAUUUCGACUGCAUGCGGGACGCCAAGUAAUUAGGGCCGAGAUUCGCAAGAGAUAAUAUUCUUUUUAAUACUUUCCACCAUGGACACGGACAGGCCGUUGCAUGAGGAUUGGAAGAAACGGGCAUUUGUGGGACCACUGCCGGAUAGUUUCUUGAGAAUAGAAGAGCGCAAUGCUCAGCUGCAGCAAGAGGCAGCUGACCAGCAGGCUGCUUUAGCGCUCCAGCAGCAGAUGCAGCAGAGUAUGCCAGUAGCUCACGAUCCACGAAUGGGUAGACUUAGCAUAACAAUCUCUCAGGCCAAAUUAGUGAAAAAUUAUGGUAUGACGAGGAUGGAUCCUUACGUGCGGAUACGAGUAGGACACGCGGUGUACGAAACUCAUACAGACUCGAACGGCGGUAAAAAUCCACAUUGGAACAAAGUGAUUCAAUGUCUCCUUCCACCUGGAGUCACUCAGAUAUACAUAGAAAUUUACGAUGAAUGCUCCUUUGUGAUGGAUGAGCUUAUCGCAUGGGGUCACAUAGAAAUCCCACCACAAGUCAUUCAAAAAGGAGAAACGCAUGAGGAUUGGUACAUGCUUAGCGGGAAGCAGGGAGAGAAUCAAGAAGGCAUGAUCAAUCUAGUUUUUAGUUACACGAAUAAGUAUCAUCCGUACAUGGGUACAUCUUCAAUAAUGAUGGUUCCUUCUGGAACAAUGUUUGGUCAUGUGCCAUAUGCUCCAGUAAAUGUUUAUACGGCACCUCCAACCGCCGCUGCACCAACGGUUGCACCAAGUUCUCUGCCAAACGCUGAACUCGAAUUGAAACAGAUUGCGGAAAUGUUUCCGAACAUCGAUAAGGAAGUCAUCAAAUCAGUAUAUGAUGCAAAUCACGGCAAGAAGGAUGUUACAAUUAAUUCACUGCUUCAAAUGUGCGAAUAAGUAAUCCUAAUUUUUUUACG